This is a messenger RNA of Pseudo-nitzschia multistriata, 1889 nucleotides long. The record is from the annotation of a GenBank genome assembly. NCBI's taxonomy places the organism in Eukaryota, Bacillariophyta, Bacillariophyceae, Bacillariales, Bacillariaceae.
CUACCGGUACCAGUAGCACUAACUGCACCGUAGAGAUGUACCGGUAGGGUGGGGGAAGAUUUUCUUUCACUUCAUUUUUGAUUAGCUCGACUCAAUCACCGAAGCAAUCUAAAAACCAUCAAUCCAUGGCAACAAAAUUUUUUAUGAAACAAAAAAUCAUCCAAGUUUUCGUUGCACAGCGCAUCACCAACCAACAAAAACCAUACAUCAGCUGCACCAUCCACGCCGACCACAAAACAAAUACAAUACCUGGUUUGCAUACCGAAUCCCACCCGGAAAACACGCAUCGCAUACGAUCGACUGCCCAUUUCCUGCGCCAUGCCCACGAACGGACCUGCUUUUUCUAUGCAAAUGCUCCCCCUCGCUCGGGUGUGCGCUUUGGCAGCAACGGCCUCGACGCUCCUCUUGUUGUUGGCAGAACCCGUGGUCGAGGCGUGGACCAGCACGCAACUUUUGCUGCCGCCCCAGGAGAUCUGUGGACCGUCGCUUCCUUCCCCAUCGCCGAGCGCGAGUCAUUCGCCCACGGUGCAACGGCCGGAAGGACCGGCCUUCCAGCGCCGUCGGGACCGCUGUAGGGGGUCGUUUUCGGCGCUGCACCUGUCGUCGUCACCGGGGAACGGCAGGAACGACGACGAUUACGAGGACGAUUACGAGGACGAUUACGACGAAAACAAGGAGGAAGAAGACGCAUGGUACGAAAACCUGGACGUCCUGCUCGAGGGCGAGAACAACGACAUGUACGGGGACGAUACGGCGGACGACUGGAUUCCGGACGCGGAAAAGGCCAGGGGCCGACGACCCAGAGGCAGCCGGGAGCUCAUACCCGCAAACGAGGUCCUGGGGGAUUCCUACCACCAAAAACCAGCGAGCGGGGGCGCCGACGGCAGCAAGGACGGAACCUUCCAACGAAAGGAUCGGCCGUCCCCCUACACGGAAGAAGAAGAAGACCUCAUCGCCGCCAUGGGGGGCAAGGAGAAGAAGGAGGACGCCCCGGCACCGAGGGAGAUUGGCUUUCUGGGAGACUCGACCCUCCGCGAGAUAUCGAGGGACUACUCGGUGCCGAUCUGUUACCUGGCGGACGUCCUGGCCAUGUGGGGGGUUCCCGUUCCCAUCAACGUCAACGACCGGCUGGGGGACCUCGUGACCGGCGAGCAGGCCUUUGCGCUGGUCGAGGCGGUCAACACCCUGGACGUGGGCUACCUCAACGACCGGUACUCCAACCAGAACAUCCUCCAGCUCUGCGACGGGUGGGAGAUCGACAUCAAGGACGCCUUUGAGUUUGCCAUGAAGGAGGGGUGGAGCCUCCCCUUCGGAGUCCGGACAAACCUGAGGGUCGAACAGGAAGACGAGCUGCUCCGGGUCUUUUCGACCCUGUACCGCGACGUGGACGACGACUAGGGCCCGGGCAGGCCGUCCCUGUUCCGUGUCCGACAAACCCCUCCGCGACGCAUGCAUCCACGGCCGACACGUCGAAGCAGAACAAACCCAACCCGCCAUCCGGUCGCCGGGGAUCCGGCGUUUUGGGUUUUUGUGUGGUGGGAUUGAGUGCCGAAAAUCUGCAAGGAAAAUGCUGCCACUACUAGUUUUGAGAACCAUGGCGCGAAAGCUCUUUUUUGCAAAAGAUCAUAGAUCGGCGUCGGUAAUGUCGAGGAAACGAACUGUCCAAUGGUUCUCUUUGCAACAAAAAGACACGAUUCGCUUGCUGCUACGAUGUUCGAUAGGUUUCUACGAUUGGCAUUCUUGCUCUUUGUUUUCCUUCAUCGAUGCAUGCUUUCGGAGUUCGUACUAGUGCGAGUAGAAUACUAUAGCAAGACGACUUUGUGGUACGGUACCGUACCGGGAUCCAAGUCUCAUCAAGUAUCGAAACCGAAAAAAUCGUGUUGGUUGCC